This is a messenger RNA of Tremella mesenterica DSM 1558, 543 nucleotides long. RefSeq lists its product as uncharacterized. Gene Ontology annotation, molecular function: protein binding; histone H3K4 methyltransferase activity. The record is from RefSeq and is a predicted model, not a curated record. The transcript has 2 exons. NCBI's taxonomy places the organism in Eukaryota, Fungi, Basidiomycota, Tremellomycetes, Tremellales, Tremellaceae. Bases 1 to 543 code for a protein of 180 amino acids. Gene Ontology annotation, cellular component: Set1C/COMPASS complex.
AUGGAAUCACAUAGGAAAACUUUAUAUGGGAAUAAUAAUAAUAAUAACAACGAUAAAUCUGCAACUGCAGAAUCAGAUCUUUUCGCUUUUAAUCAAUUAAGAAUUAGGAAAAAACAAUUGAGGUUUGCAAGAUCCGCUAUUGAAGGUUAUGGUUUAUACGCCAUGGAAACUAUACAACCUGGUGAAAUGGUUUGUGAAUAUGUUGGAGAGAUCUGCAGAUCUGCAGUUGCUGAGAUUAGAGAACAAAGAUAUUUGAGACAAGGUAUAGGGAGUAGUUAUUUAUUUAGGAUCGACAAUGAUUUAGUUUGUGACGCUACUUUUAAAGGUAGUGUGAGUAGGUUGAUUAAUCAUUCUUGUGAUCCUAGUGCCAGUGCUAAGAUUAUUUCUAUCAAUGGUCAAUCGAAAAUUGUCAUUUACGCCAAACGAACCCUUCAUCCAGGUGAAGAAAUACUAUACGAUUAUAAAUUCCCAUUGGAAUCCGACCCGGCUUUACGUGUACCAUGUUUGUGCGGAGCUGCUACAUGUCGUGGAUGGCUCAAUUAA